CCAGCCUAAUUUAGAUAACUCUUCUUUUAUUAUAAAUCUACCACGCCUUUCAGGCUCAGAAUAUGUCGCAGCUUAUCUUCUAAAAUGGCGGAUUUGAAGGCGAGCUCAGACAAUCCGGUUGCAUCAGAUCAGAAUCCAUCUACCAACAACCCUGGUCUCAACGGCGUUACUCUGGAUAUCGAGAACAAGGCAGGCUCUAGAAGUACGGCAGAUACUCAGCAAAGGAACGAACCGGCUUUCAAGUCUCUUGGCCUCCUCGACCGCUUCUUAGCUCUGUGGAUCUUCCUCGCGAUGCUCAUCGGCAUUUUGCUUGGAAACUUUGUUGAGAAUGUAGGCCCUGCACUGCAGAAAGGAAAGUUUGUAGGAGUGUCUGUUCCCAUCGCAAUUGGUUUGCUUGUCAUGAUGUAUCCCAUCCUAUGCAAAGUCCAAUACGAAGCUUUACACCAUGUCUUUCGAAAGCGAGAAAUCUGGAUCCAGAUCGGUUUCAGCAUUGUCGUAAACUGGGUUGUUGCACCCUUUGUUAUGAUGGCUCUUGCGUGGGCUUUCUUGCCGGAUAAGCAGGGCCUCCGGGAGGGACUAAUUCUUGUCGGUAUCGCAAGAUGUAUAGCCAUGGUGUUGAUAUGGACGGGGCUGGCUGGAGGCGAUAACGAAUACUGCGCUAUCCUAGUUGCAGUAAACUCCUUUCUUCAAAUCGUCCUCUUCGCACCGCUCGCCCUCCUCUUCAUCAAGGUUAUUAGCCACGGCGGGCCAGGCGUCAGCGUAUCAUAUUCCACAGUUGCAACCAGUGUGGGCGUCUUCCUUGGCAUUCCCCUUGGUGCUGCCAUCCUCACCCGGUUUACAAUUCUUAAGAUUGGCGGCGAAAGGUUCUACAACCAGGUCUUCUUGAAAUUCGCCGCACCCUGGUCCCUUAUAGGUCUUAUCUUCACCAUCCUGGUUCUCUUUGCGUCACAGGGCCACCAGGUUGUGCACCAGAUCGUCUCCGUUGUGCGUGUUGCUGCCCCACUAGUUGUGUACUUCACCGUUAUCUUCUUCUUGACACUGCUGGUCACACACAAACUUGGCUUUGGAUACAAGUUGGCGGCGACGCAGAGUUUCACAGCCGCUAGCAACAACUUUGAACUCGCGAUUGCGGUGGCUGUUGCAACUUUCGGCGCGGAUAGUGACCAAGCACUAGCAGCAACCGUUGGCCCUCUAAUCGAGGUCCCUGUCCUCCUUGGGCUUGUCUACGUUGUGAGGUGGUAUGCUCAGAGAAGAGCGUGGAAGGAUUGAAAACAUAGCACAUGAAGUUUGAUGGGUAGACUGUAAAUAAUCUACAAAUUGUCGCAGGUAAUCGCCCUGGACAAUGGAGCAAUA
Molecule: messenger RNA, 1353 nt
Organism: Pseudogymnoascus destructans
Lineage: Eukaryota; Fungi; Ascomycota; Leotiomycetes; Thelebolales; Thelebolaceae
Exons: 4
Coding region: 85-1269 (394 amino acids)
Biological process (GO): antimonite transmembrane transport; arsenite transport
Cellular component (GO): plasma membrane
Molecular function (GO): antimonite transmembrane transporter activity; arsenite transmembrane transporter activity; antiporter activity
Source: RefSeq, a predicted model, not a curated record